UGAUUAAAACAAACAAUAUAAUCUUUUUACCGUGAUAGACUCGACUCAUACAGACAGAGAUAACACAAAAUCGAGCUCAGAUCAGAUCUCUUCUUCCGGCCGGAGCUAAUCACCGGAGAUUCUUCAAAAUGAUGUCCGGCAAUUACACAACAAUCGACAACCAGAACGUUUCUGGAUCUGUACCUGCUGUUUCAGACUCUCCGGGACAGGUUUCGGUGAAAUUCAACGAUACGAGUUUGCAAACGUUUCCUCCGUCUGGAGCGCAGGGGAAGAUCUCGGCCGCUGCUGGACCGCCUCGUGAUGCGGAUGAUACAUUCUCAAAGCCAGCAUCUGGUUCACCGGAAUCACCAUCAAGCGGUGGUUGGUUUAAGAUUUUCACAGUUGCUGCUUACCGUCCUUAUUUCGAUGUCGACACAUCUGAUGUUCUAGAAAGGAUCAAAGAUUCCCUCUUGCCUUUUAAUGGGAGCUUCAAUGAGAAAACUGCUAACAACCCAGAUUUGUAUGGGCCUUUCUGGAUAUGCACUACCUUAAUCUUUGUAGCAGCUUCAAUUGGUACAUUUGUGACCUACUUGGCUCACAAGUUACAGCAUAAAGAGUGGAACUAUGAUAUCAAUCUGGUAACGUGGUCUGCUGGUGUGUUCUACGGCUAUGUUCUUGUUGUCCCUCUAUGUUUGUAUGUGAUUCUCAAGUACUUCUCUGCACCGUCGACCCUCGUCCAGCUGUUCUGUCUAUACGGAUACUCCCUCUUUGUCUUCAUUCCUGCAAUGUGUUUAUCUGUUAUCCCGGUGGAGAUAUUCAGAUGGGCGAUAACGGGUGUGGCGGGGAUCAUGUCAGCAUUAUUUGUGGCAUUGAAUCUGCGGAACCACAUCGUGUCGGCUGGUGAAAGGUGGUUCCUGAUCGUGGUCGGGAUUUUCCUGUUGCAGUUGGCUCUAUCCUUUGUACUUAAGCUCUAUCUGUUCAAUGUGAGUGUGUAGUGUUCUUGUUUCUAACAGCAGCAAGUGUAGGGGAGUUGAGAGUAAAUGUGAACUUAAUAGUUGUUCAAGAUUUGAAUGUUCCCCAUGGACAGAAACAAAUAUAUAUUUUUUUAAAUUCGAUUUUGAUCAUAUACACGGAGGAUCCUACAUUUUAAUAAAUUCUUGAUGUUGUGGAAGAAA
This is a messenger RNA of Helianthus annuus (common sunflower), 1154 nucleotides long. Its product is annotated as protein YIPF1 homolog. The transcript has 6 exons. Gene Ontology annotation, biological process: vesicle-mediated transport. Gene Ontology annotation, cellular component: membrane; Golgi apparatus. Gene Ontology annotation, molecular function: small GTPase binding. The record is from RefSeq and is a predicted model, not a curated record. Lineage: Eukaryota; Viridiplantae; Streptophyta; Magnoliopsida; Asterales; Asteraceae. The coding region runs from base 129 to 974 and encodes 281 amino acids.